Molecule: messenger RNA, 3324 nt
Organism: Corvus hawaiiensis (hawaiian crow)
Lineage: Eukaryota; Metazoa; Chordata; Aves; Passeriformes; Corvidae
Product: sulfotransferase 1 family member D1-like
Exons: 7
Coding region: 2067-3200 (377 amino acids)
Biological process (GO): sulfation
Cellular component (GO): cytoplasm
Molecular function (GO): sulfotransferase activity
Source: RefSeq, a predicted model, not a curated record
GUUCCUGUGCUGUUUUCCUGCACCGCGUUCUGCACCACUCUGCAUGCACGUGACAGGGAGCGGAGGCUCCACGUGGCUGUGAAUGGACGCUAAAAGAGGGACCCCGGAUUGUGGUUACCCCAGUUGGGCACUGUGGGGCAGGCAGGGGGCCUCCGGCAGGGAGACAUGGCUCUGGGAUGGGAUCUUGCCAUGGGACACGGGGUGUGCAUCUGGCCCCAGGGCAUCAGGGUGUCUGUGUGGGGGAUUAAAUAAACAGGCAGCAGGGCAGGAUGUAGCCGUGUGCCUGGCACAGCAGGUGGUUGUCCCCAGAUGGUGCUGCUUGGGGCCAGGGGACCCAUGUGAUGCCCUGGGAGGUGGCAGGAGCUGGCACCCACCUCCUGAGCUCUGCAGGGUUCAGUGGGGAGCAGGGUCCUACCCUAGCAGUUUGUGGGUGCUGGGAAAUCCAGGGAGCCAGGACCUGGCGUGCAUGGCUCUCCCACCAGUGUGCCAGGAACAGGCUGGGCACUGCCAGGCCCUGGAGAGGGGCAGUCACAGGGCCAGACCCCAAAGUGCUUCCCCUUGUAACUGCACCAGUAAAGCUGGAGCACCUGAGAAGGGGUGCUGGGCACUGGGCUUCAGCCACGAUGGGUCUCUGGCUGUGAUGGGGCAUCUCACUGUGCUGGAGAUGUGGGGGUGAUGGAGCCCAGUGUGGCAUCCCAUAGGGAGCACUGAAUCUCAGCAGGCAAGGUACCGUCUUCACCUUCCUGUGCGAUAGCAGCUGUCAUAUACUGCACCCACAGCUGGGCUUGAAUACAACCAAGAGGCAAAGAGACAUUAUCUUGGAGUGUUUCAAUGGUGUUAGCAAUUAAUUUUUGAUGAGAAUCAACUCGAAUCCGAAUGUAUGGGCCAUUAUUGUGUAUGCGCUCAUAGGAUUCCAGUUGCUGGAUUUUAGUAUCACCUGGUUUAUGGACAGAAUUCCCUUGCAAAUCAGUCACCUGAAUUGGACCAAAUGGUGUAGUUUUUUGUGGUGUGAUUUACUCUCUACUCUGAGGUGUAGUAGAUGCAGGGGGAGUUUAAGGAGAUAAAGAAUCAUCUUUUCCCUGAUUCUCUGUUGUGGGGAUCACCCUGUAUGUUUCCAUCCCGUGUAAGUCUGCUAGACUUUUGCUGGAAUUUUGAUCUCUCAGUCACCAUAUAUGGUAGCUUUUUAGUAUCAGUUUGCUGACCCUGACCAUCAUCUGUGUUUCAGCUUUAAUUAGGGAUCAUAAUGUUAUUUCCUCAUCAUCAGCUGAAAAUGCAAAUGUUACAUGUAAUUUUUUGUCAGAGUAACAGACCCGUUUACUGUCUUCCAACUCCCUCAUUGGAUACAAUUUCUGCAAAUGGUCCAGAUGCUAAAUCCUGCACUGGUGCCUCCUUUCCCAGAGACCCCACUGACCUGGCCUGGGCCAGGCACCACUUGGCUUCUGCUUCUCCUUCUCCUUGAUCUCCUCCUGGAGCAAGAGCAGCGCCUGCUCCAUCAUGGUGAGUUCCUGUAUUGCACAACCUGCUGGACCACAUCAUCCAGGAUGGAGAAGAUCAGCUUAUUCAGCCCUUUCCUAAAAGAGGCAUCAAAGGAGCACCCAGGAAGGCAGGAGGGAGGCACACCCUGCUUGCAGCACCCUCAGCCAGGUCCCAGCCAGUCUGGUCCCCAGCCAGGACAAGCAGGGACACUGCAGGGCAACACAGUGCUCAUGGAGCAGUGGGGGGAGAGAGGCAGAGCCCACUCCAAAACCGUCCCAGGCCCCAGCUGCUGGCACUUUGAACCUCCUUCACAUCCUCUGUGCUCCGUAGCCAAGCCAGCUCUCGUUAACCAUUACAGCCUGGGCACGGCAGGAGGGUGGAGGUGCCAGGGCUCCUGGGCACCAGGGCACACAGAAUCCUGAGAGGUACAGCUGCACCAGCGAUGGGCCUGGGUGGCAGAGCUGUCCCUGCAGCUCCACAACCCCAUGGCACUCAUUAAAGGGGCUGUAGCUGGGGGAGAAGUGCAGACAGGUGGGAGGAGAGGUGAUGCUGGGCUCCAUUCCUGACCCGUCAUGGCUUGGGCUUAGUGCAUGGCCAGCAUUCACGUUAUCAGGGUGGCAUCCUGCCAGGGAUCAGGGCAUGCCCCUGUGGCACUGGCAGUACCUCUGCCACAUGUGAUCCGGGCUGGACGUUGCCUGAUGGGGCACUGCCCUGGGCACAGUCCUGCUACAGGAUCCAGUACUGCCCCAGGCACAGUCUUGGUACAGGAGCCUGCCAGUCCCGAGGUUGUGGAGGCUGCCAGCAGGGAAAACAGCCAGUGCUGUGUGGACCCACUGUUAGCCAUGGAGCAGAAAGAUGUAAUCAGGCAGGAGCUGGGAAGCCUCCAUGGCAUCCCUCUCUUCAAGAGCUUCAUCGAGGGCUGGCCACAGGUGAAGGCUUUCCAAGCCCGUCCAGACAACCUGCUCAUCUCCACCUACCCCAAAUCUGGCACAACAUGGCUGAGUGAGAUCAUGGACAUGAUCUACCACGAUGGUGAUGUGGAGAAGUGCCGACAGGAUGCCAUCUACAACCGCGUGCCCUUCCUGGAAAUGAAGGUCUCCAAAGGGCCGAGUGGUGUUGAGCAGCUGGAGAAUACCCCAUCCCCACGGCUAGUAAAGACCCAUCUCCCGGUUCAGCUCCUCCCGACCUCCUUCUGGGAGAAGGACUGCAAGAUUAUCUACAUGGCCCGCAACCCCAAGGAUGUUGUCAUCUCCUACUACUACUUCCACCACAUGGCCAAGAUACACCCUGACCCUGGCACAAAGGCUGAGUUCUUGGAGAACUUCAUGGCUGGCAAAGUGGCCUACGGGUCCUGGUACGACCACGUGUGCGGAUGGUGGGAGAAGAAGCAGGAGAAGAUGCUCUACCUUUUCUAUGAGGACAUGAAGAAGGAUCCACGACGGGAGGUGCAGAAGAUCUUGCACUUCCUGGGCAAGGAGCUGGCGGAAGGAACAGUGGAGAGAAUCCUGCACCACACCUCCUUCCAGGAGAUGAAGAAGAACCCUGCUGCCAACUAUGAAACCAUGCUCCCCACCAUGAUGGAUCACAGUGUCUCCCCGUUCCUCCGAAAAGGGAUCUCAGGAGACUGGAAGAACCACUUCACUGUGGCCCAGAAUGAGCGCUUCAACCAGCACUACCAGGAGCAUAUGGCAGGCUCUGACCUCCACUUCCAGAUGGAGGUGUGAGGGGCUCAUCCCACUUCCCAGGAGGACUGUGCUUCUUCUUGCUCUCCCAGUGGGGAGGGUGGAUCCAGAUGGAGAUUCUUGCACUAAUUCACUUUUCCCUGUGCAAUAAAUUGUGAUAAAUGGA